This is a messenger RNA of Pollicipes pollicipes, 2659 nucleotides long. Its product is annotated as salivary glue protein Sgs-3. NCBI's taxonomy places the organism in Eukaryota, Metazoa, Arthropoda, Thecostraca, Pollicipedomorpha, Pollicipedidae. Gene Ontology annotation, cellular component: membrane. The coding region runs from base 52 to 1728 and encodes 558 amino acids. The record is from RefSeq and is a predicted model, not a curated record. The transcript has 2 exons.
CGCCCAGCAAGGCAGCCGCCUCCCGUCCGCCGUCGGCAGCGGCCGCGAGUUAUGGUGCAGCGUGCCCCACCACGCCGAGCGCUUCGCAUGGCGCUGCUAGCCGCCUCCCUGCUGCUGGUGACCGCGCUGGCUGGCGUGCACGGCGGAGAGUACUGCGACGACUUCGAAAACGGCGAUUUUGGUCAGUUCUGGCAACAGAGCGCUCUAGAUUAUGGAGGCCAGUGGAAAGCCGUCAGCUACCAGGAGUUGAAAAAGAACAUAACAGAUUUUCCAGAGCCAGCAGGCGGAGAUACCGUCGUCUAUCUGACACGCAAGCCUGGCAGUUCAUCUACCAGCGCUAGAUUGCAGACCAAAUCAUCGUUCGAUUUCUCAAGCGGUGGUAACAUGUCCUUCCGCUACUGGUUACGUUCUAAAUGGCAAGGAUCAGGAACUUUUGAAGUGAGACGGAUUGUUGGCUCAAAAGAAGAUCCGCACGCGAUUAUGUCUCUGACAUCGACGUCCGGGCCCACCAACAAAGACUGGGAGGAAGCCAGCACGGAGAUUCCUGCCGAUUCCCAGGACUUUAAGAUUCUCAUAUUCGGCGCCUGCGGAAGCGAGGAGCUAGACAACAUCGCCGUUGAUGACAUCACGCUCUGUGGGCCCGACAACCUACCUGAUCAGAAGUGCCAUCUGCUUACAACAACAGAGAUGACCAGCACGUCCCAACCGACAACCACAGUGCAGCCGACGACAACCGAAGCAACCACUACGGCUGAGCCCACCACUACAACAGAGCCCACGACUACAACGGAACCGACGACUACAACAGAGCCAACCACUACAACAGAGCCAACGACUACAACGGAACCAACGACUGCAACAGAGCCCGCCACUACAACAGAGCCCACCACUACAACAGAGCCAACGACUACAACAGAACCAACGACUACAACAGAGCCAACAAGUACUACAAACCCGACAACUACAACGGAGCUGACGACUACUACGGAGCCAACGACUACAACACAACAAACGACUUCUGGGAAAACGACUACAACAGAAUUAACGACUACAGCAAAACAAACGACCACAACAGAACUAACCACAACCGAAUCAACCACUACGACAGAGUUAGCGACUACAACUGAACCAACGACCACAGCAGAGCCCACAACAACCGAACGGACAACUACAACAACGCCGACCACAACGGAUUCAACGACUACAACUCAGCCAAAAACUACGACAGCCCCACAAACCACAACCAAGCCGGCUACUACCACCGCACCAACGACCACUACUGAACCAACGUCUACUACUGAACCGGCGACCGCUACUGAGCCCGCGACUACAACCGCACUUGUGACGACACCUCCGACGUCGAUGGACCCGUCAACGUCGCUCGACCCAAGCACUUCCUCUCAGCCAGCGUCAGCAUCUACACCUGCGCCUACAAAUCAACCGAAGCCCACCGGAGCUACCGAGCAGCCGAGGGGCGGCGGGGGCCUGCAGCUGGGCCCAGGCGCCCUCCUCUGGGUGGUGUUCGUGGUGCUGGGCACCUCGCUGCUGCUGCUGCUGCUGCUGGCGCUGGGCAGACGCCGCACACGCGGCCGGCGCAGCGACCAGCUGCAGCUGGUGCACUCGACCAGCAGCGGCUCGGACCAGCUAAGCAGCGGCGGCUGGUACGACUACCUGGUCAGCGACCCGUGGCGGCGCGUGCAGGACCGCUGGCGUCAGCUGCGCGCUUAGUGCCGGCGGGUCUUGGAGCCGUCGGCAGCGGGCCGACAACGCAAGACCGGUCCCCCGCCGCGCUCCAUCGGCCGUGCAGGGAGCCAGGCAGGUCACCAGACAGCGCCGGCCUUCCGCAGUGGUCAAAGACGGCGGUGUAAACGCCCACACCGUGCUGAGGGCGUGGGCUGUGAGUGUGUGACACAACACUGGGCAUGCUUGGCAUGGCUAUGGGCGGUAGCCACGGCCAUGGGACACGCUGCUGGCCGGAGGCGCCAGCGGCUGUGAACCUAGUGUAGUGCUGUGCAUGACACAGUGGGACCGCCCACCGGCAGCCUACUUGCAAUGCAACCUGAAUGGUCCGCGAGCUAAUGAGGCGGAUGUCCAGCAGCUGUCAGUCAAAGCAUGGAUCAAGGCUGGUCUUCGUUCAUUUUACUGACGUCGCUGUUAAAUACUGUCAGAGUUACAAAUACUGUACAAGGCAUGGCAGAGACAGCCGGCGGCAAUAUUCGCGAUCGGUAGUCAGCUGGCUAGCAGCACUGCGAGCACGUCUCCUGUCCCACGUGUUCCACAGAUUAGUGUGCAAGGCUUGCAUGUAGGCAAAAGGCGUCAUAUGAACUGCUAUUGAAACAUCACUGCUGGCUUGGUCACGUGACAAUGAAUCAACCUCGCAUCUAGGCGCCAAUGUGGGCGCGCAAGCGCCUGAUAUAUGUAGACGGCUUAAGGCUUGCGAAUCCCUGCGCGUGUUUCGCUUCAUCAGCAGCAAGGGCCUCCUACCGCACACCGGUGGCGACAAGGCAAUCUUGUUGUCCGACUAUAGCCCAUUUGUUGCCAUUGGCGAAUCUCACGUCAGCGAUACCUGACUGUUAUGGCCGUUACCUGACUGUUAUGGCCGCACGCCGGACAGCGGACGUGUGUUUAUGCAAUGGGUGAAAUAGACCCUGCUUGAUUA